GACUCUCGCAAGCCUGCGUUUCGAAUUAGCCUUGCAGUUCGUGUCCUGUGUCCUCUCGCACCAUGGAUUUGCCAGGUGAAGAGUUGAUGUGUCUUCCAGCCUUGGCAGCCAAGAGCGAUGCGACGAUGGGCCCACGAAAGCGCAUCUAUGAAACUGAGACAGGAGAAAGCUUGCUGACGAACAAAGUCUAUGCAGAGCAGUUUCAUUCUGCAGCAGGGUCGCACACUGGAGCUCAGAGUGCUUCCUCCGUGAGGGUCUACUCUAACACAGAUCGGCAAAGGCUCUACGAUGGCUUGGCCGGACGACCUGGACUGCAGGGGCCACCUGCGCCCUUCAACACGCCUCGGCGGCGCUUCCCUGGCGCCAGCGUCUCACGCGUCGAUGGGCUGUUGCGAGGUGAUGCGUCACCCUUGGCUUCAGAGCAUCCAUCAGAAUACGGAGAGCUCUACACAGGAGCAGCUGGUGCACCUAAGCAUUGGCUUCUCGGGACCGUAGAGCAAAUCUCUCCUGGUCGGCACCGAGUACGUGCUCUCGGGGCAGGUCCUUCUCAGGUGGAUGAAGUCGUGCUGGGUCACGACAUUGACGGGUCCACUGAAUUGACUUGGGCCCUUCAUGGUCGGGCCGGCAUCAAGAGCAUGGGAAUGGUUCCGAGAAUGGAAGGCCGUCGGAACAUCCCUGGUGGUGGUGAGUCUUCCGUGGACGAAUUGAUCUGGGGCUCGGACGUGGACAACUCUUCAGAUCCCCACGUUCUUCAAGGAAAGGCGCAGCUCUUCCAAGGGGCUGCCGGUAGUGCCGGUGUUUGUGGCAGCGCGCGGAGGCACACAGGCCGUCGGAACAUCCCUGGUGGUGGUGAGUCUUCCGUGGACGAAUUGAUCUGGGGCUCGGACGUGGACAACUCUUCAGAUCCCCACGUUCUUCAAGCAAAGGCGCAGCUCUUCCAAGGGGCUGCCGGUGGCACUGCUGGCGCAUUGCCGCGAAGUGAAGUUGGGCGACGGCAUGUCCAGCACACCGAGAGUGUUGAGACCGUGAGCCGCGGGCGAAAGAAGCUUCCUUCUGGUCGUGAUCGCGUUGGACAACUCCUCACAGGUGAAGCCUCGCAGCUUGGAGCGGAGCAGACGGGAAACGGCAUUUCGAAUGCUCCGCAGAAUGCUCCGCAGAAUGCUCCGCUAUGCUUAUAUGUGUCCGUUGUGUUUUCGACAGAUCAACAGGUGUUCAACGUGAUUUCAGAAUCACUUCGAUUUCGAGAUGUGCAGGGCAAAACGACUGGAGAAGCUCGACACGAAACACGUUUGCCCUCAGACUUCCUGUUGUUUCUGAGGCCUGCUCAUAUUGCCCAACGAAGCCAUGUCGGAGCUGCGUCCCAGGUGGACGAUGUCGUGCUGCAUCGGGAUAUUGAUGGCUCCAAUCUGCAAUUCCAGGAGUUUGCUGAGCUCAUGGCAGGUGCAGCUGGUCGCCGUUGUGUCGGUGCACAGGAUAGAGUGGAAGGGAAGCGACACAAAGAGGCCGUCACGUCAUUGGUGCAGGAAGUCUUCAGCCCCGAAUCGCCCCCACUUCAGGCUCAGCGACCAGCCCGGCGGCGCAUUCCUGUGGCUGCAGCGUCCCUGGUGGAUGAUGUGGUCCUCGAUCGGGACAUUGACGGUUCCAGACAACGCUUUCUGGAUUACGCAGAGCUCACAGCCGGUGCUGCCGGCCGUCCAUGUGUCGGAACGCAGGAACGGCAAGAUGGCCGUGUGCCACGAAAGCACCUUCCAGUCGGUGCGGCUUCCGGUUUUGCCGUGCCCAGCGCCGAUGACGCCGUGUCAUCGUUCGUGGCUUUGACGGCGGGCGCUGCGGGCCGCCGCUACGCCGGGGCCGCAGCCCGAGCCGAGGGGCGACGCUGCUUCCAAAAGGCUUCAAUGAUGAAAGAGAUUUUCAGUGAGGCAUUGUGAGGCAUUGUGCCCAGUUGCCGGCGUAGGUGAACAUGGGAUUUCCAAGUGUUUUUGUUGACAAAACCUAGUAGCGUCCUUGCUCCUAGUAGCGAUGCCAGGAGCCCCUAGUAGCGUCUUUGCUCCUAGUUGUUUUUGUUGACCAAAGCGGAUGAUCUGCAGACGCAGAUUUCCUCCGCAGUAUUCACACAGCGCUUGCGGCGCUUGCGCUUUUGCUAACGCAGUGGCGCCAACUACUGGCCACUCAGUUGGACCAUGCGCGCUGAAACUCAAGUGCGCAAAAAAAGCCUGUGUUUCUAUAUCUAUUAGUAGCGUCCUUGUAGCGAUGCCAGGAGCCCCUAG
Molecule: messenger RNA, 2267 nt
Organism: Durusdinium trenchii
Lineage: Eukaryota; Dinophyceae; Suessiales; Symbiodiniaceae
Source: the annotation of a GenBank genome assembly